Symbiodinium sp. CCMP2456 is the source of this 600-nucleotide messenger RNA. The record is from the annotation of a GenBank genome assembly. Lineage: Eukaryota; Dinophyceae; Suessiales; Symbiodiniaceae.
AUGCAGUACCUGUCCUAUCUGAUGUCCAUGUUCGUGGUACAGGGAGCAGCUCAGAGGUUUUGUCCAUACCGCUACGUGAUGCUGCAGGUGCAUGCCUGUAAUGGCGAAUCCCAGUCUGCCUGGAGCGUGGCCGGGUUGGCCUUCAGAGAUGACACGGGCAAGGUCGUCGAAGUUCCGGCCACCCGCAGCAGCGCUUACUUGUACCGGGGGAGAGCUCGGAUUCCUGCGAGCUUCGGCUUCACGGGAACGGAGCCUUGGAACGUCUUGGAUGGAAAUCCUUUUACCAUCCUACAAGUCGACGAGACGUAUUCCUUGGACGGCGAGAUCGCCGAUGGCCGUGACUUGUCCAGGCCAACGCUGGCUGCGAUGUUGGUGAUCGAUCUGCAAGUUGCACAACAAGUCGUUUCCUACACGAUGAUCUCACGCAGAGAUGGGCACGAUGACACCCAUCCUAGAAGAUGGACCCUUCGAGGCUCCAACGAUUUGACCUCCUGGGCAAACCUGAGCUCUUACGACCUGGAGACCAAGCCUUUCCCAGAGGGAGAAGUUGGAUUUGGCAAAGCCUUCUCGGGCGACCUGGCUUGCGGUGAGCUGGAGUAA